Messenger RNA from Cuscuta campestris, 2147 nucleotides. NCBI's taxonomy places the organism in Eukaryota, Viridiplantae, Streptophyta, Magnoliopsida, Solanales, Convolvulaceae. The record is from the annotation of a GenBank genome assembly.
AUUGAUACUCCGCAAAUUUUGAUAUUAUAUGUUAGCCUCAUGUGUCCUAUUUGGGUAUCAUUUAAGAAUGUACCUCUCCCAAAAAAAAUUAAAAAUGCACCCUUUGAGCACUAUGUAGUAUUUUUUUAUAUAUAAUCCUACCUUUAAAAUUUUUUUAACAAUAAUUUUAUUAAUUAAAAUUCGAAUACAAAGUCUCAACAAGCUCCUAGAUUGCAGCGGCACCUCAACUUAGCGGAUCAACCCGAGGACACCAGUAGGCUCAAUCUGAUCCUUGUCCAAAAUGAUUACAAUACCAUAUUUCACUGCCUUGACGACCUUCUUCAGCUAUGUCCUCUUAUUCGCAUUUGGCCAAUUGCGCGACUUUUUCAGAAAAUUCAUUGAUUGGUAUGACUCCAAAAGUCUUCAGGGAUAUGCUCCAAUUUGCCUAGGACUUGAAGACUUCUACAUUCGCCGGUUGUAUCUCCGGAUACAGGAUUGUUUUGGGCGGCCAAUUUCAAGCCCCCCCGAUGCAUGGUUUGAUGUGGUGGAGCGCUUUUCCAAUGAUAAUAACAAAACUCUAAAGCGUACCUCAAAAAAGAUGAGAUGUAUUAACUUGGGAUCAUAUAACUAUCUUGGCUUUGCUGCAUCUGAUGAAUAUUGCACGCCAAGGGUGAUUGAGUCCUUGCAAAGGUUUUCCCCAAGCACUUGUAGUACUCGGGUUGAAGGAGGCACCUUGUCGAUACACACCGAAUUGGAGGAUUGUGUUGCUAAAUUUGUUGGAAAACCAGAUGCUAUAGUUUUUGGCAUGGGCUACGUGACAAAUUCAGCAAUUCUUCCUGUCUUGGUUGGAAAGGGCGGCUUGAUUAUCAGCGAUUCUCUCAACCACAACUCUAUUGUUAAUGGUGCGCGAGGCUCUGGAGCUUGUAUUCGUGUUUUCCAACAUAAUACACCUUCCCAUUUGGAGAGUGUUUUGAGAGAACAAAUUUCCGAAGGGCAACCCAGAACGCAUAGGCCGUGGAAGAAGAUCAUGGUUAUAGUGGAGGGCAUAUACAGCAUGGAGGGGGAACUAUGCAAGCUUGCUGAGAUUGUUGCGGUAUGCAAGAAAUACAAGGCAUAUGUUUAUUUGGAUGAAGCUCAUAGCAUUGGUGCAAUUGGCAAAACUGGAAGGGGUGUUUGUGAGCUCUUAGGAGUUGACACAGCAGAUGUGGACAUCAUGAUGGGAACUUUCACAAAAUCAUUUGGAUCUUGUGGUGGUUAUAUUGCGGGAUCCAAGGAACUGAUACAGUAUCUGAAGCACACAUGCCCUGCUCAUCUGUAUGCAACAUCUAUAUCGCCCCCUGCUGCCCAACAAAUCAUUUCAGCCAUAAAAGUAAUCCUUGGGGAGGAUGGCACUAGUAGAGGGGCUCAAAAACUAGCCCGCAUACGUGAGAACAGCAACUUUUUCCGGUCUGAACUGCAGAAAAUGGGAUUCGAGGUCCUAGGCGAUAAUGAUUCCCCUGUGAUGCCCAUAAUGCUCUACAAUCCAGCAAAAAUACCUGCAUUUUCCCGGGAAUGUCUCAAACAGAAUGUGGCUGUGGUUACAGUUGCUUUUCCAGCAACCCCUCUACUCUUGGCAAGAGCACGUAUUUGCAUUUCUGCUGCUCAUACAAGGGAAGAUCUUCUCAAGGCAUUGGAGGUUAUCGGUAGAGUUGGUGAUAUGGUGGGUAUUAAAUACUUCCCUGCUGCUGAUCCAAACAAGCAACCCACCAUAGAAAACCGAGUGAAGUUGGAAUAAUCAUGUUCAAUUUCCUUCCUUUAAACCAUAUAUCCGGAUGCAGAGAAUUGUCUCUCUACUCCUUAGCGUCGAGGUAAUAUCUUUGCGUGCAGGCUGCUCUCUCAGACCCUACUCCUAAGUGUCGGGCUUGUUUGGUUGUUCGCUAAUAUUUGGGUGCUGAAAAUAUUUUUUUUUAAAAAAAAAUGAGUCCUUAUGUGUUGAGUUCAAAUGCUUGCUUUAUGGUGUACAUAGCAUAAUUUGAGGAAUGUAUGUUUGUGCACUCCUAUUUAAAAAUAUUCUCUACAUUCUAGUAUUUUUUACCAUUUUCUUGGCCUAUUUCAUUGUUUGUGUCCCCUUUCUUUUUUAGUAUGACUGAAGUGUACAAUUACCCAUUUUACCCAUUUUUACUGGAUUG